UUCAACCCGGAAGUGAGAUGGUCGUCGACUCGAAGGUGGCGUCUCCCACUUCUCCGCUCUUCCACGGCGCAGAGCCAGAGAAACAGAACUCGAACACAUGAGCGACAACGACGCGAUGCCACGCCGACACUGUGAAAUGUCUGUCUACUGAAGAAGAAUGAAUCACCUGGCUCUUUGAAGGGCGAGCGGGAUGGACAUGUUCGGGGCCGACGGGGGCUCGUACACGGACAAUCUCAUCGGGACGUUGCUCGCUAUUUUUGGAAACGUGCUCGUCAGUGUCUCCUUGUGUAUUCAGAAGUACAGCCAUGUGACACUAGCUGGAACCAAGGACCCGCGGGCCUUCUACAGCGCUAAGACCUGGUGGUGUGGUUUUGUGCUCACCUGUCUCGGGGAGGGAGCAAACUUUGUCUCGUAUGCCUUUGCCCCCCUCGCUCUCAUAGCACCUCUUAACGCUGUGUCAGUUCUGACAAGCUUCAUUUUGGGCUUUAUUUUUCUGCGCGAGAAAUCUAAGCCGAGCGACUUUGCAAAGCGUUAUGGGCUUUCCUUCCUGGGCUCCGUCUUAACCAUAGGAGGAACGUACCUCUUUGUAGCAUUUGGACCAAACUCUCAUGAGAAACUCAAGGCAGAGAACAUCGUGACGCACCUCGUCGGAUGGCCUGUUCUCUUGUAUCUGCUGCUGGAGGUGAUCAUGUUCUCCCUGCUUUUAUACUUCUACAAUCAGCGCAGCGCUCAAUAUAUCGUCGUCAUUCUGCUGCUGGUCGCCCUGCUGGGCUCCGUCACGGUCAUCACAGUGAAGGCGGUGUCGGGCAUGUUGGUACUCACCACCGAGGGCAGCAUGCAGCUCGACGACCCGAUCUUCAGUGUCAUGUUUGUGUGCAUGGUGGCUUCAGUGGCCUUCCAGGCCAGAUUUCUCUCCCAAGCGUGUAAGCUGUACGACUCCUCUCUGGUUGCCAGUGUCAACUACAUCCUCUCCACCUCCUUUGCUAUUGUAGCUGGAGCUGUGUUUUACUUGGAGUUUAACAAAGAAGAUGUCCUUCACAUCUGCAUGUUUUUCUUGGGAACUGCAUUGUGUUUCCUGGGGGUUUUCCUCAUCACCAAAAACAGGAGACGGACCAAGACCUUUGAGCCGUAUGUCACUAUGGAUAUGACCAAUGGUGUCCCGACCAUUCAUGACAAGGGCCUGGUGGUGCAGUCAGAGUUCAGUGGCUCUUUCUCUUAUGGGGCUCUGGUCAACAACGACGGAGUGGCCCCGGCAACUCUACCAGUCGGCAACCAAGAACAACCGUCGGUCGGCUCCACUGAGGCGUCUAGCAACCUGCCUGACCUGAAGACAGAUUAGAACCAAAGAUUUCCUCCGUUGGUUUUUUUCAUUCCCUUUUACUGCAUCCAGCUAUAAGUAACAUUCAAGGACCUUGAAAGACCAAGUGGGUUACAGUCAGGUCUUUUCACACAUGAAGGAGACCAGCGUCCGCUACAGUCGGAGGUGUCUACUGGGUGUUUUUAAUGUUCCCUUGUCAAAUUGCACUCCUCCCCACGUUCUUUCCUCUUUGAAAUGUCUAAAAACCAAACCGUGACCUUGAGAAGAUUUCUUUUUUUUUGAAGAUAUCAACUGUAUUCAUUCCAAAAAUGAACAGAAGAAAACUUAAAGCUUCUUUGUGUUUUUGUGAAUUCACCAUGAAGUGUACUGCCUCAUGCUGCAUGUCAGCUGCACUAAAGACUGUUCCACGACUGCUAAGUCAGGUUCAUUCUCAUUUGCUCAGUAAUGGGAACUGACUGGAGGAACCUACAAGUAAUCUGUUCUUCCAUUGAGGAUUGUAAAGUUACUCUCUGACUUCCAGGUUCCAGCAGUGUUGAAAUGUAGCUACAGACUUUACAAUAAUUUGCCAAUGAACAUUUUGACUUCUAAUGACUGCCUCUACCAGUCUAUCUUAUGUGAGCGGCUUUCACUCCACAGUUUCUUGUUCAUGGGGUAUAAUUGUAUUUAUGUUUUGUGACCAAACAAUGGGUGCAAUUGUUUUAAUUUAUUGUAUUUAUUAUUUUUUCUUUUAACGUGCCUUUGAAAGUAGCUUUACACUGGAUAAAUUACUGUAAGGUGGUAAAUAACAUAAACCAUGUAGGUAAGUUAUUCUAAGGCAACUAUAACCUGUCAGUGCCUGUCAGAAUAAAAAUAUUAAUCUGAAUCCUCUGAAAAGUAAAGAGGAAGUUUUGGACAACUCAAAAAGAAAGGAAAUGAAGUAGAAAAAAAGCUUUGUGAAAUUACUUGUGGUAUUCAACUAGUUUAACAACUUAGUUUGCAAAAGUGUUCUACUUACAAAGGUACAUUUUAACUUUUAUUUUUGGAAGUUAAAUAUUCCUCAUGACAUUUAGAAAUAAAAAUCAAAGUAUGUAGCUAA
This is a messenger RNA of Scophthalmus maximus (turbot), 2393 nucleotides long. RefSeq names its product NIPA like domain containing 3 (gene nipal3). NCBI's taxonomy places the organism in Eukaryota, Metazoa, Chordata, Actinopteri, Pleuronectiformes, Scophthalmidae. Gene Ontology annotation, molecular function: magnesium ion transmembrane transporter activity. Gene Ontology annotation, cellular component: membrane. The transcript is spliced from 11 exons. Gene Ontology annotation, biological process: magnesium ion transport. The record is from RefSeq and is a predicted model, not a curated record. The coding region runs from base 191 to 1339 and encodes 382 amino acids.